ACCUUAUCGUCAAUGUUUUGGUACCUAUAAAAGAGGUCCCGUCAGCAUUAUGAAUUAGUUUUUUCUGAUUAAACACAGCAAACACCGGCUUCAAGAUGGCAUACCGACCACGAUCCAUGCAAGAGAGCACCCAAGAAUAUUCAGUGGAGACGACGACAUAUGAAACAUACGAAUAUGAAACCACUUUCUCUGUUUCGGAGACAUCGAAACUAGAUCAUUUCGUUUUACCUCCUAGAACUACGAUCUUAGCAUUGUCUCAGAGCGGAGGAGAUAAGGAAGAAGACAAAAAGUAUGUCGUCACCAAUCACGGAAAAGCUGAUCUUUUUGUUGAGGUAGUACACCUCAAUAACCAAGAUGAUGCUCCACAAUGGUUUGUGGUCCAGCCAGACCAAACCACUGAGAUAGCUAUUGAGGACAGUCUUGAACAAAGCGUGUUGAAAGUGAGCAACAACAGUUACGACCAGGAGGUAUCAUUUUCUGCUGAAGGUGGUCUCGUUAUUGACGACUUGGAAAACAACAUUGAAGAACUUCUAGACUCAGACGAAACAGAAGUUGAAAUAGUCGUUCUGGAAAACUUUUCUUUAAGCCCAAGAACUGCUGUCACUGUUUUGAGUCAAAAUGUUGAAGGAAGCGAUGAACAUCCUGGAAAGUACACUGUAACUAACCUUGGUAAAGCUGCUUUCGAUAUUGAGUUGAAGCGUACUUCACCAGUUCAAACUCUAGAACUCCACCGCAAAACCGUUGAGCCUAAUACAUCUGAGUCUUUUGAACUCACAGCUCAAUUCCAAUCUACCGUUUUGGAAGUUAUCAACACAAGCCACACUGAAGAUGCAGUUUUUAGAGCUGAAGGAGGAGAUGUUAUUGAAGAUCUUGAGGAUUUAGUUAGAAAUAUUGAUGAGCAAAAAGAAACUGUUGUUACUCAUAUUCUAACAACUUUGGAGAGCUUCCAUUUAGUCUCACGUUCGUCCGUCACUGCUUUGAUGUAUGAUCCUAAUGAUGUUACCCUUUCCGAACAUCAUAACUUCACUGUUACCAACAAUGGACAAUCUGAAAUAGAAGUUGAGGUUACAUACACUGACAGCGAUGACCGUUCCAAUGAUCAGUACAGGUUAGUUAAACCAAAUGAAACUGUAGUAAUUGAGCAUAACAAAGACGCUGGAGUAGCUCUAUUAAAUAUAUUGAACAGACAUUACACAGAAGUCGCUAUUAUCACAGCCACCGGUGGAAGAGUAGUUCGAGACAUUGAAAGAAAAAUCAAACAACUAGUAUCUGAUGAACAUUCAGUAAUGCUGGUGAAUAAUUUCCAUCUAGCACCUGCAUCAUCUGUAGUUGUCAUGCAUCAAGUUGGUAGAUAUAGACGAAGACCCAUGUACCCUGCUGGACAUCGCAAACCUCAACAUGUUAUGGUUCGUAGACCUCAAUACCAUCCUGGACGUAGACCAGCAUGUAAACCAGCAGUAGCCCGUCCUUGUAAACCAGCAGGUAGCCCAACAGGCCCAGGACGUCGUCCAUUCCGUCGUCCAGCUUGUAGGCCAAUGAUACGACCAGGCCAUCUUCCUGGUCAAGGUGGACAUCCUGCUCAAGGUGGCCAUCGUCCAGCCCAAGGUGGUCAUCAUCCAGCUCAACAACAGCACCACCCAGCUCAACAACAGCACCAUCCAGCUCAACAACAGCACCAUCAAGGUCAACAACAGCACCAUCAAGCUCAACAACAGCACCACCCAGCUCAACAACAGCACCAUCCAGCUCAACAACAGCACCACCCAGCUCAACAACAGCACCACCCAGCUCAACAACAGCACCAUCCAGCUCAACAACAGCACCAUCAAGGUCAACAACAGCACCAUCCAGCUCAACAAAAUAGACCUCAAGUUGGACAAUGUAGACCAAUGCGCAGACCAAGAGUGGUUAUGCGUCCCGCUAUGCUACGUAAACCCAUUGUUCAUGAUAGAUACACCGUUGUUAAUCAUGGAACUCAUGCUUUUACCGCUCAGAUCGUUCAUGUUAAUGGAAGAAACCAAGAGGUGGUCCGCACUCAAGUCGUCCAACCCAACGAAACCCAAGUGCUUUUACUUGAAGGCAUAAAUGGAUCAUCUUUGAAAAUCGUCAACGAAAACGAGACUGACUACGCUAUCUUCUCAGUUGAAGGAGGUGAAGUAGUUUAUGGAUUCAGAUAUAUGGUAAGACCACUACGUCGCCGUCCUGGUGCAAGAAGAAUGUUCUGGGGAUUUUAAGUAUUUAAGUAAAAUAUAAAUGCUCUGAAUAA
This is a messenger RNA of Diabrotica virgifera virgifera (western corn rootworm), 2266 nucleotides long. RefSeq lists its product as uncharacterized. The record is from RefSeq and is a predicted model, not a curated record. Bases 96 to 2234 code for a protein of 712 amino acids. The transcript is spliced from 8 exons. Lineage: Eukaryota; Metazoa; Arthropoda; Insecta; Coleoptera; Chrysomelidae.